Molecule: messenger RNA, 2010 nt
Organism: Lactuca virosa
Lineage: Eukaryota; Viridiplantae; Streptophyta; Magnoliopsida; Asterales; Asteraceae
Source: the annotation of a GenBank genome assembly
UGUAAACAUUCAUGAUUGGUUUACGCUGCUGACACCAAAACUUCGCCUCCAUCCCACCCGUACUUGUUUACCUUUCGGUGCCAUCUACACCGACAGACGACACAACUAAGGCUGGCUUCCCCUUCCUCGUUGCUCUCGUUUUUCUACUUCUUUUACCCACAACACAUCUAGUCUUCUGAUCUUGUCUUCGCUAAAUGAUUCUAUCUCCCAAUCCUCCAUUCUCUUGCGGGAUUAUGGAGCUAAUAAGAAUGCUUAAUGAUCUUUUCAAAUCUACAAGAAAAGAUGCAGUGGAUGUAGAACGCGAUAGGUUAAGCAGCUUGCCAGAUAAACUAAUUCAUAAAAUCCUGCUCAACAUCAAAGAUGCAAUUAGCACUAGUGUAUUGUCAUCUAGAUGGAGGUUUAUCUGGACAUCAAUGCCCUAUUUGAAUUUUGAGAAUCUCAAUAAUGAGUGCCACUUUUCCAAUUUUAUUUCUAAUGUUCUCUUACACCGUGAUAAUCAAGUAAAUUCUUCAGUCAAUCUCGUUCUUGACAGAACAGUUAGGGACGAUGAAUCUGUCACAAGAAUUCUCAGCUGCAAAUUCUCUCACAGUCUCCAACAACUGAGUGUUACACGUUUGCCUGGAGGGAAUAUAGUUGAAUGCCCAUAUUCCUUUAUUGCGACACCGAAGUGGGACCUCCCAGCUUUAACGACUUUGCAUCUUCACCAAGUCGAACUGUCUGAUUAUGAUGAUAUUGGUCUUUUCUCCAAGUGCACCAACUUGAAGAACCUCUCCUUGAACCGGUGCAGAGUGACGGAAACCAAAGUUUUAAAUAUCUGUCAUCCUCGACUUUCUGAUCUGACACUUGUAUCUACACCCCCUGAUAUAGAAUUAGAGGAGGUUGUGAAUGUGGUUACACCUCAACUAAAGAAUCUCACAAUUAUAAGGUGCGAAGGGGAGCAUCUGAUUUCUGCACCUGACCUUACCUCCUUGGUCAUAGAAGGUUUUCAACCUGCUUCCAUUUUUUGGAGAAGGUUGAACUCUUUAUGUACGAUCCACACAAAGCAGAAACUCAUAGUAUAGUUUGUUUGCUUCAACAGCUCAAUAGUGUCAAGUUUCUUACACUUAACUUGGGGAUUCUCAAGGUAUUGGUCAUCUAAUUUCCUUUUGUUUUAUCUUUUGCAGUGUCUCUUUUCACAAAGGAAGGUAUAUCAAGAUCCAUGAAACUAGUCCCACAUAAAGCUUGUGCGUUUGCUAACACAAAGAUUCUGAAGUUUACAAUAAAACCGGUAGUAAAGGUAUACUUGGAGGUGCGGGCACAAGAGGAAGUAACUAUGUGUACUGAAAUAAAAGACGAUGAUGAUACUUCUCCAAUCCCCAUCUUCCCAAUGGUCUCAUGUGAGGAGAUUACAGCUAUGGAGAAUAUGGCAUCAGCACAAGUAUUUGUAAAACACUUGGGGAUAUUGCUAGAGGAGUGUAAGCAAAAUAGAAAUAGCGAGGAUUACCAGGCUCAGAGGGAUGUACAUAGCAAACCAUACGUUGAGAUGCACUGGGCGUGGAAAUUACAAUGGAACCUUAAGGCAAUUAUGGGAGUGUUUAAGCAUAAGAAAAUGAAAGCAAAAUUAGAUAAUUAUCUCAUGAUGGCACAAAUUACGAAAAAGUAUAUUAAUAGGCGUGAUUGCACGAAAUCCAUGAAUCACCCCAUUCUUGGAUGGUUGGACGAAAUGCGUGGAUUGUUUCAGCACACUGGACACUUGAUAACUCAGUUGUCUGCAUCAAAGAAGGCGGUGUUGCUACCAUUUUUUUUGAGUUUGUGUGAAGAUGCUACAAUUCUCACGAUUAAUAUUUUGGGAUGGAUUAACACCAUAAAGUAAUCUCAAGAGACCACUGCACUUAUUUUUUUAGUAUUAAUUUUUAUGUCGGUUUUAUACUGUUAUGCUAAAAGUCAAGAUUCAUGGGUGAUUGUUUUAUUUUUCGUGGAUGUUAUUUGAAAAUUUAAUUUAAACAUCAAGUAUUUAAAAUAAUAAAAUAA